GAUGGGAGUAGUAGGGGCAGGCACUGCUGUGUAUGAUGGGAGUAGUGGAGCGGGGUCCCCUGUGACAUGUGACAGUCCCCGGCUCUGCUCACACCUUCCUCCCCAUCCUCCUCCUCCCCGGCCCCUCCCCCGCUCCGCCCUCCGCCCCGCCGGCCUGCCUGUGGGAAGUGCGGCUAUGCCCGGCGCUGACAGCGGCCCCGUGCUCUGAUGCCUUUGUGUCUGGCGGUGGAGGAGCCGGCGAGCUCUUUGUCUUCUGCCCAGGACAGUGGAAGCUGCGGCCGCUCCCCGGUUAUGCCCGCACGGCCCCUGGCAGCAGACUGAGCGGUCCCGGGAAGUUUCCAUGUCCCCUCGGCCCGGCAGGGAUACAAUGAAGGAUCUGAAGAAGUAUAUGACAGAAGGUCUGCUGCAGUUCGCCAUCCUGCUGAGCCUGGCCGGGGUGAGGGUGGAUCUGGACUCCUACCUGCCGCCCAUCAGGGAGAUCAUCCUGGGGACCAGCUCUGCCUACUCCCAGAUCCCCUUCCACAGCCUGAGGGACACUUGGGGGGGCUCCAGCCUGCACCCCAAGAGCCCGGACCUGGACUCCUUCUUCACUGCCCGGAGGCUGCUGGACGAAGUGAGGGCGCUGGGGGACACGCGGGUGCCCAGGACGGAGCUCAGCGCCUGGCUGGUGCACACGGUGCCCGCGGAGGAUGCUGCGGAGACCGGGCCGGCCAGUGCCCUGCUGAGUGCCGGGGAGGAGGACACCCCAGGCCCGAGCAGCAGCCAGCAGCCCAGCCAUGCCGCCCCCUCACAGCCACACAUUGGCACCAGUGCCACCUCCAGCCCCGGAGACUAUACCAAAGAGAAACAAGAAGAUAAACUGGGAUAUAGUGAAGACUCCUACAGCUACCUUCACAACGACAAUGGGAAGGCCGAGCUGGAGGAGGAGGUAACUCAACGCAGUGAAGAAGGUGACCCCAGCAAUACAGCCGCAAGUGACAGCAGCGACAUAAGAGCAGAGGUUGACCGGAACACCACCGAGCCUUCUCUGUUCUUUGAAGAAUUUAUUCAGCUGCUGGCACAAACUGAAAAUGCACUUGAGGGCACUAGUGAAAAUUCUUUUCAAAGUGCGGAACCUUCCUCCAGAUCUGGAAACUCGGUUGGAGAAUUGUGGCAAGACUUCCUAUCACUGCCUGAUUUAAAUAUUACAUUGGAAGACAUUCAGUCAAUUUCCAACACCAACAAUGCUAUCAGCACUUCAGUACCGUUCAGUGCGCAUCUGACGGAGGCAAUUAGCCAAGAUAUAAGCCUACAGGAAGCCAUGUUUGCAUCAACUCUUGCCGACAGGUCCAGUGAGGACCAGAAACCAGAGAACUUACUGCAGUUAAAUUCAAGUGCUAUUCCUGGUGAUCCCUUAAGUGCCACAAAUCUGACCAAUCUGUUUCCAACUACUGACAAUAAUUCCAGAAACUCAACCAAUCAAGAUCUUCUUUCUGGUCUUGAUGAGAAUGUAUUUGAUGAAAUAAAUUUAAUGUCUCUAGCCCUGGAAGAAGGGUUUGAUCCUCUGGAAGUCUCUCAGUUAUUUGAAGAACCAGACUCAGAUUCUGGACUUUCCUUAAAUUCAAGCCAUAGCCCAACAUCUGCAAGCAUAUCUGACACCUCAUCUAUAACCUUUGGGGAGGAAGAAGGUGCAGCUGGCUACAGCAGUGACUCUGAAUCCACUUCAUAUGACGGUUUAGAGGGAGCAGUGGGUGGGAGCGGUUCAGAAAUCAACAAAUUCUGUCAAAUGGAUGAUUCAAACUAUCACAGUGAGAUGUCUUUACAUAAUGUUCAUCAUAACCAUACAUAUAAUCAAUUGCCUAAUCAGACGGAGCCUAGUCCAGAACAUCACUAUAGCUGGUCAGUGAAAUCCAACAAAAUAAGGAGCCCGUGUGUCAAUGCAAUGGACAAAAACCUCAGCCGAGAUGAACGGAGAGCAAAAUCCUUAAGAAUUCCAUUCUCAGUGGAUGAAAUUGUGAGUAUGCCUGUAGAGAUGUUUAAUAGUAUGUUGACCAAGCAUUAUCUGACUGAGACCCAGGUGUCUGUUAUACGAGAUAUUCGGCGUCGGGGUAAGAAUAAGGUGGCUGCUCAGAACUGUCGCAAGCGUAAGUUGGAUGUCAUUUUGAACUUGGAGGACGAUGUCAAUCAGCUGAAAGUUCAGAAGGAAAAGCUACUGAAAGAACAAGCUCAGUGUGGUAAGUCUGUGAGCCAUAUGAAGCAAAAACUAAAUGACCUGUACCGAGAUGUAUUCAACCGACUACGAGAUGAGCAGGGUAGACCUGUCAAUCCAAACCAGUAUGCCUUGCACUGUAAUAGUGAUGGCAGUAUCAUGGUUGUCCCAAGGAGACUGUUCAAAUCAGAGCAAAAAAAAGACACACAAAAAGACAAGAAACAAAAAUGAACGUUGACCUAAGACAAACCAUCUAAAAACAGUAGUGGCAUGAACUAAAAAAGCUGCCAAUUGGGAGAGGCUAAAAUAAAAGGACUUUGAAGAUAUCGUUUGUUCAGGUGGCAGCUGAACGCAGUCGUUGGUCCUUACAAGAACACAAAAUCUUACAAAGACGCUGCUUUCACCCUCACUCCUAAUCUGGCACUAAACUUGACCAGACCUCCUGAUAUGCCACAAAUGAAUAUCUGCAUGGUCGUACAAUAUUACCUGUUAUAUGCAGCUCUCUCUCCUUCAUAAGUAUAGAUUUAAUUUACGACCUGUAUCAAAAGAAAUGAUCAUUCUUAAGUUAAAAUGAGUCCAAUUUUCUGGUAAAAUUGGGUUUUUUAAGAUAUAAAAUAUGGACAUUCGGCAUAUCAACAAAAGACCUUGCCACUAGAAAAGUUGUUAAAAUACAAAGUGACCUUAGAUUUAGUCUGUCGCACUGGAGCACAUUGUUCAUGUAAAGUUCUGGCUUAACAUUUUUAUUAUGUUACGUAUGUCUUUAUUUAUACUUAUGGUGUGUCUAAGGAGCUAUAAAUUAUGGUUUGUACUUUUUUUUUUACACUUUAGUUUUUGUUCUACUCUGUCUUUUUCAAGAGGUCCUGGUGGCUGAUCAUGGAUAAUUUUUUAUUUUUGGUCAUGUGUUUAAGACUUUCAUUUCUAGCAAGCUGGAGUUGCUUAUUUUAUAUUAUUUGAUAUAUGUGAUUUCUCCAGUGUAUAUGUUGGCUGAAAUAGUAUUUUUUGUACCAUGGGAAUAUUUGCUAAAGAAAUUUUAAUUUACGAUAAUGUUAUUUUGCAUUUAUACUACAGGGAUUUACACAAUAACCAUACACCAUUGUGUUCCAGAACCCCAGUUUGGAACCUCUUUCUCCAAUUUCUCUCUUCCCACUUUGGCUUAACUUAUUCUCAGUCCCAAUCAUUUUGUGAGCUGGAAGUGAGCAGCUCUUGGCUUUGCAUAAGAUGAAAAGUGAUAUUUUGGGACCUUCAAUAACUGUUGGCUGAACACACUUGGCCGACACCUAUCUCUCCAGACCCCCCAUACACAUACACACUCUGUCCAUCCAAGCAUGUAGGUGCCUCGUGGCGGCUUACCUCCUGGGAGAACAAAAGCUCCCCAUACACAUAAGAUUGCCAUCUGGUCCCGGUAAAAACAGCAGGUUUGUCCAAAGACGAGCUAAUGUUACAGUUUACCAUGGGUGGGUUGCUCAUAAAUGGACACCCCUUUUAAGUGUUUUGAAGUGCCAGGAGCUCUCUCUUAGACUAGGUUACACUUUUUAAAAGAGACAUAUAUCACUGUAACAUGUCAAAUAUUCUUUAAGCUUAUGAUAUAUAUAUUGAAAUAAUGUUUACGCCAUUUUAAUGUGAAGUAAUAAUUUCGACCAGUACUAAGUGUGUGUGUGUGUAUAUGUAUGUAUGUAUAUGUGUGUGUGUAUGUAUAUAUAUAUAUAUAUAUAUACACACACACAAUAUACACAAAGUCCAAUGUACCCAUGCAGAUUGUAUAUCUCACUACAGUUUGAUAGUCCUAUAUUUGAGGAACAUAUAACAAGCAUAGGUAUCACGCAGGAUUUUAUGAUUUAAUUUCUGUUUUCAUACCCCAUCUAAUAACAUGGCCAGCAACCAUUGUAACUUGACUCCAUGACUCCUUGGAAAACGAGUAAUUGGUUCCAAAGCCCUGAAAUGUCACCCCAAGAUAAGAGAAAAUGAAGAUAAAAUAAGCAGAUAACUAAGACAGAUAAAGCAAGUCUUUACAUAGAACAGUCAGGAAUACCUGCUGGGAGCUGUAAAUCAAUAUCUAUGAUGAGGACAGGAGCUUCUUCAGGGUCCUGUAUAGUACACAUUGUGCCAGAAAAAUAACAUGGAGCCGCCCUCACCUGACAUCCAAAGGAGCAGCUCAUCCUGGUACAGACAGAGGGCGGCACAGGAGAUGUAGUACCGCACUGUACUGUAAAGAGGAGAUGCUAGACAACCAAUACAGGUGUUUUACCAGAGAAAUAGCCAUAUAUUGAUUGUUUGGAUCAGAGGUAUUGUAUGUUUAAUCUAGUUUCAAUUUACGGUGGCCCAGGAAAGCCCUUUGUAAGUGGAAAAUACUAUAUCCUGAGGCCAUUGUGUCUUGAGGGACCACUGUAUAUCUAUCGGUAUGCCAGAAAGACACCAGUGUCUCGUAUUCUUAUUAUAUCGGCCAUUGCUGUGUGUUAGUAAUUUGCAUUUUCUGUAUUGUUUUUGAACUACACUUAAGGGGCAUCUGUCAGCAGAUUUGUUCCUAUCCCUGUCAAAGUGGAGAGGGCGCAGCAGUAGCAGAAAAAGUAGAACUUCUAGGUGUAAUGGCAACGCCCCCGUUGCUCCUAGAUG
Molecule: messenger RNA, 4798 nt
Organism: Bufo gargarizans (Asiatic toad)
Lineage: Eukaryota; Metazoa; Chordata; Amphibia; Anura; Bufonidae
Gene: NFE2L3
Product: NFE2 like bZIP transcription factor 3
Exons: 5
Coding region: 341-2419 (692 amino acids)
Biological process (GO): regulation of transcription by RNA polymerase II
Cellular component (GO): nucleus
Molecular function (GO): DNA-binding transcription factor activity, RNA polymerase II-specific; RNA polymerase II cis-regulatory region sequence-specific DNA binding
Source: RefSeq, a predicted model, not a curated record